AUGACCAUAGCGUCACUGGCCCAAGACUCACCGGCCACCUCUGUGGGCUUCAUCGGCCUUGGUGCAAUGGGAAAGCCAAUGGUCAUCAAUCUCGCAAAGAAGUUGCCAAAAGGAUCUCAAAUUCACGUCUAUGAUAUCGUUACAGCGGUGGUCGACGAGACGGUAGCUCUGUUUCCUGAUUCGAUCGUCAAAUGUGCAAGCGCCAAAGAAGUCGCCGAGGCAUGCGAUGUGAUCUUGACUAUGCUGCCCGAAGGCGCUCAUGUCAGGUCUGCAUACCUUGAUCCAGAUUCGGGAAUUCUCAGCGCAUUUUCGAUCUCGACGGCCAAGCUCCUGAUCGACUCUUCCACGAUUGAUACGAGCACCAACCUAUAUAUCAAGGAGCAGGUGUUGACGAAAUCUCCGCAAAGUUUGUUCUAUGACGCCCCAGUCAGUGGCGGAGUGAUUGGGGCCGUUGAUGCUUCAAUGGCAUUCUUCCUCGGCUGCUCCGAGUCGGAUCCCAAUCUUUCUCGCUUGACUGCACUCCUCUCCACUAUGGGCGGGAAGGUAAUCCCCUGUGGCGGACCAUCUCUGGGCCUCUCAGCGAAGCUUUCAAACAACUAUCUCUCUGGAGCCAUUGCAAUCGCCUGUUCCGAGGCAAUGGAUAUGGGCAUGCGUGCUGGCGUCGACGCCCAUGUCCUAGCAUCAGUCUUUGGCGCUGGAACGGCUCAAAACACCAUCUGUGACAGGUUCAACCCCGUCCCGGGUGUUUGUCCAAAGGCGCCCGCGUCCAAUGGAUACAAAGGAGGGUUUAGAGUACAGUUGAUGAAGAAGGAUGUUUCGUUGGCUGUCAGCAUGGCAAGAAGACUGGGCUCAAGAAAUGCUCUGGGUUCGACCGUCUUAGGAGUGUACACAGCUGCUAGUGAGGCUUCGGAUUGCAAGGAUCUGGAUUUGAGUUUCAUCCUGAGCUACGUCCCUACCCCCGUUGACGUUGAUGAUCAUGGCCCACGAGAUCAAGCCUGCUCCGCAGUCGACACCACAACACGCAUGGUCUGCAACGCUGCAGUCUUCAUCCAGCCUCCCAUCACCCAUCACUCAACGCUCAACCUCAACACCAUGUGUUUUCUGCUCGAGCACAAGACGGAUCUUGGGUCUGAAUAUGUCCUGUUUGAUUGUGGUUCUCGAAAGGACUUUUGGAAUGGCUCACCUCAGACCAACAAGAUGAUUUCCAGUAACCUUGUGGGGAUGCAGGUCAUCCACGGUGUGGACGAGAUCCUAGCCAGCUCAGGCUUUGAUCUGGCCAAUCUUAAGUCAAUCGUGUGGAGCCACUGGCAUUGGGACCAUAUUGGUGAUGGAUCCAAGUUCCCGGCCUCGGUCGACAUUGUCGUAGGACCAGGCUUCACUGCGGAAUUUGCCCCAGGCUGGCCGGAGAAACCAGACACUCCAGUACUGGCGAGUGAUCUAAGGGGGCAUCGAAUCCACGAGCCCGAGUUCGACACUUCAGUUGCCGGUUUCACUGCUCAUGAUUAUUUCGGAGACGGUUCUUUCUACCUCCUAGAUGUUCCUGGGCAUGCUCUUGGACAUAUUUGUGGGCUCGCAAGAACGACGCCAGAUACCUUCAUUUUCAUGGGAGCUGACGCUUGCCACUUUGCUGGAGCAUUCCGGCCAACACUCUAUCUACCGUUACCUGCAAUCCAUCAUCCCGCCGCAAGAACCUGUUCUGAGGGGGACUCGGAUGUCUCUCGCACCAGUCCAUUCUACAAGGUCUCUAGGGUUCCUGGGACGGUGUACAUACACGGUGACGCCGCACAGGCUAGCAUCGAUAAAUUACGCAUAUUGGACGCUCAUCCAGGAGUCUUCAUCUGCCUCGCCCACGACGCCGCCUUGUUUGAAACGUUGCCUCUAUACAACACCGACCCGGACCAAGACAUCAAUGACUGGAAGACAGCUGGAUACAAGGAGAAUACAAGAUGGGCAUUUCUGAAUGAGCUUCCCAAGGGGGACAGCCCCGGUCGAAAGGCGAUGGUCCAAGGAUUGAAGCGUAAGGGCAAGAUUAUUUUGUGGGACGAAGGUAAAGGAUUUGUUGAUGUCGAGUGA
Molecule: messenger RNA, 2073 nt
Organism: Fusarium keratoplasticum
Lineage: Eukaryota; Fungi; Ascomycota; Sordariomycetes; Hypocreales; Nectriaceae
Product: Lactamase-B domain-containing protein
Exons: 8
Coding region: 1-2073 (690 amino acids)
Biological process (GO): L-valine catabolic process
Cellular component (GO): mitochondrion
Molecular function (GO): NAD binding; 3-hydroxyisobutyrate dehydrogenase activity; NADP binding
Source: RefSeq, a predicted model, not a curated record